This is a messenger RNA of Talaromyces amestolkiae, 1053 nucleotides long. RefSeq lists its product as uncharacterized. The transcript has a single exon. Bases 1 to 1053 code for a protein of 350 amino acids. The record is from RefSeq and is a predicted model, not a curated record. Lineage: Eukaryota; Fungi; Ascomycota; Eurotiomycetes; Eurotiales; Trichocomaceae.
AUGGUUGUCAGUCUACGACUUCCUCUCUCCUCUCCCCGGACUAUCACGUCCAGCAUGAUCUCCCCUCCCCUGAGUCCCGACUUCAACUUCGACUCCGACGCCCUCACACCUUCCACCCUCCCAGCAUUGGAAUACAUCUCCGAAAAACUCUCCCAGAAAUCACUACAUGUCACAUUACUAGUCGGUCGAGGCCAGCCCAUGCCCACCGGCGAAUCAUCCGACCUCAACAUUAUCCCAGUCACACAGCUAGACGCACAAUCAUGGAAAAUCUUCCACAAGAUAGUCGAAAAGGGAGCUAAGAAGUACUCACUUGGUCAGGGCUGGACCGAUGCUCUUGAUCAACAUGCUCGCCAACAACUCAAGAACGAAUACCUCAUUGAACAAUCCCUCCGACAAAACGAGAUCCUCUUCAGCCAAGAGGGUUUGACUCUACUCAAUGUCGACCGCAUCUACACCUUGAAGCGACGACUGUGUGUACUCGCUCAGAACCAGAAGAGCAUCAAGAACGAAGAAAAAUACCUUUCUUCUUGUGUGCAACUUCUCAACAAGACCAUCACCAGCUGCCAGGGCCGACCCUUUAGCUUCGGCUUCUUCCACCGUGCCUACGAGCACCUUCACGUCACCGACGACCUCCUCAAGAGGGUUGCCGAAGCAUACAAGGCCCGAUACGGCCAAGAAGGCAUGGUCAUCAUCACCCCGAAAUCAUCACCCGGGCUUCCCGCAGUUGCUCCUACCACCUCCACAACCAUCAAGAAAGAGAGUACUCGCAAGUCGCCAGUCAUGCGCACCGCUGCUGCUAACGCACGAGUCCGCCGACCAACAGUCAUGGCUGCCGCUUCCUCUUCGCCAGUAUCCCGCCACUACCGUGUUCCCUCUCGCGUCCCUUCGCGAGCUGGUACACCAAGGCGCGGACCAAAGACUCCCGUCUCGGCCUCUGAUGUCACCCCCAUCACUCGAAAUGAGUGGAACAUUCUCAUCGGUCCUGAGUUCUGGCAGAACAAGCCUACCGUGACCAUGUGGGUUCCUACACCUGCCGUGUCAGUUGUUGGUUGA